AUGGCGCCCGUAGUGUGUCAAAAGGCCGAUUCUAUCCCUGAAGAGUUCAUCACGGCAACUGUGCUCGUUCGCCAACUUUGGAGGAUUGAGAUGUUUGGGGAGGGCUUUCCCUUCAACCAGCUAUCACCAUCGCCUACGAAAUGGCGUGUAUACCCUUCGGCUACGAUCAAAGUGUUUUUAGCGGCGUUGUUGGCAACCAACACUUCCUGGAUGCAACACACCAUCCUAGCGAUAGUCGAAUGGAAGUUCUCGUCGGCGUAUGCACCCUGGGCCGUUAUGCCGGGUGUAUCCUGA
This is a messenger RNA of Histoplasma mississippiense, 294 nucleotides long. RefSeq lists its product with no specific name. The record is from RefSeq and is a predicted model, not a curated record. The coding region runs from base 1 to 294 and encodes 97 amino acids. NCBI's taxonomy places the organism in Eukaryota, Fungi, Ascomycota, Eurotiomycetes, Onygenales, Ajellomycetaceae. The transcript is spliced from 2 exons.